AUGGCCUCGUCUGCGAGCGGCAACAUCGUCGUCGAGUGGUUGCGAUCGCUCCACUUGGGCCAAUACGCGGAAAGUUUUAUUGACAAUGGGUAUGAUGACUUAGAAAUAUGCAAACAAGUAGGAGAACCAGACUUGGAUGCUAUCGGAGUCCUCAACCCUGCACAUCGUCAGCGACUGCUGCACUCAGUCAGAUCAUUAAGAGAGGAAGGAGCGGCGGCUGUCUACUUUACAUUGGAGGAGGCAGCCGCCGCUCGUGACUCCUGCAGAUGUGAGGAGGAAGCUCGAAAGGAGCAAGCGACAGCAACAGUCGAGCCGGCAAAAUAUGCCGACGAGUAUGAAGAAGGAAAAGCAGAACUAGUGAAGAUACCACGAAUGCAACUGAAGCGCUUGCUGCGAGAGCGUCUUGCUCAGGAUGGGAUCCGCCUGAGUCUACAGCCAUAUUCGACAACGGUCAGUGAUUGUUAG
This is a messenger RNA of Arctia plantaginis, 465 nucleotides long. Lineage: Eukaryota; Metazoa; Arthropoda; Insecta; Lepidoptera; Erebidae. The record is from the annotation of a GenBank genome assembly.